Phalacrocorax carbo (great cormorant) is the source of this 687-nucleotide messenger RNA. Lineage: Eukaryota; Metazoa; Chordata; Aves; Suliformes; Phalacrocoracidae. The record is from RefSeq and is a predicted model, not a curated record.
AUGUACCUGAAUAAGUGCGAGGGGGACCUGGGUGAGCUGCGGAAGCCAGGGGACGGCAAGGGCACCCUGCCAGCCACUGCCGAGGAGGAGCAGCCCAAGAAGAAGCACCGGAGGAACCGCACUACCUUCACCACCUACCAGCUGCAUGAGCUGGAGCGCGCCUUUGAGAAGUCCCACUACCCUGACGUCUACAGCCGCGAGGAGCUGGCCAUGAAGGUCAACCUGCCAGAAGUCCGCGUGCAGGUCUGGUUCCAGAACCGACGAGCCAAGUGGAGGCGGCAGGAGAAGAUGGAGGCCAGCUCCAUGAAGCUCCAUGACACCCCCAUGCUCUCCUUCAACCGGCCCCCCAUGAUGCCCAACGUGGGGCCCAUGAGCAACUCCCUCCCACUCGACCCAUGGCUGACAUCUCCUAUCUCCAGCGCCACCACUGUCCACAGCAUCCCCGGAUUCAUGGGAGCCCCCCAGGCCCUGCAUCCCCCCUACGGCGGGCACUCCUUCCUCAACACCCCCCCGCCAAUGGUACAGGGCAUGCAGCCCAUGGCCCCCACGCCCUACCAGUGCGGCACCACCUUUGUGGACAAGUACCCGCUGGAGGAGGUAGACCAGAGAAGCUCCAGCAUCGCCUCGCUCCGCAUGAAAGCCAAGGAGCACAUUCAGACCAUUGACAAGACCUGGCAGCCCAUUUGA